AUGGUAGAUCAAGGAAAGCAUACACUAAAACUCAUUUUGAAAGAAGCCAGACUCAACAGAGAUGUGAAUACAUUUUCAACAAUGGAUCCUUAUGUAGUGAUGAAACUAGCUGGAGAGAUUUACAAGAGUGAAGUUUGCAAGGAUGGAGGAAAGACCCCAAGUUGGAAUGAAGAAUUUGAGUUGACAUGCACAGACCCAUCUGAGAUCAUAGAGAUUAAAGUCAUGGAAGAAGGAGGAGUGCUAUCAGAUGAAGGUAUAGGGAAAUGCCAAGUCAAGCUCUCUUAAUUCAUGCAUGGUCGUGGUAUUACUGAAUGGUUCGUUUUGCUCUGGAAAAACAAGAAGGCAGGUGAGAUUAUGGUUUAAAGCAUCUGGUCUGGGCCUUCAAGAACACAGGAGAUUCCAAAGGUCCUACCGCCUCUUGGCUAAAUGAGUCAGUAAUAACAUUAACAGGUUGCUCCAGUCUAACAGCAAGUUCAGCAAUAAGUUUAUUAGUAGCCUCAGAUGCAAAUGCAACAACCUUAGUAUUCAUAAUCUGCUCAGCAAUAAUAUCAAUACCCAAUGAUGACACCCGCAUAGUAUUAACAGUAUCAGGCAAACCCCGCUUACUAUAACUAAGCUAACUAGCAACAAGCCUAAUACACUGCAGCUUAAUAUCAAUAAUACCAAGCCUACUAUGCAAACCAGUAACAGUCUGCAUAUCCUUAAUAGUACACAACUUCAUAUUCAUACCCAGGAUACUACUGA
Molecule: messenger RNA, 744 nt
Organism: Stylonychia lemnae
Lineage: Eukaryota; Ciliophora; Spirotrichea; Sporadotrichida; Oxytrichidae
Source: the annotation of a GenBank genome assembly